Molecule: messenger RNA, 662 nt
Organism: Vombatus ursinus (common wombat)
Lineage: Eukaryota; Metazoa; Chordata; Mammalia; Diprotodontia; Vombatidae
Gene: SMIM35
Product: small integral membrane protein 35
Exons: 5
Coding region: 31-309 (92 amino acids)
Source: RefSeq, a predicted model, not a curated record
UGCCUUAUCCUUUCCUCAGCUGUAGAGAAGAUGAAAGACUCAUUACGAUCAGGUGAGGAGUCCAUCAGCACUUUAGGCCUGAUCCUAGGAGUGGGGCUAUCACUGCUGUUAGUGUCCAUUCUUGGCUACAGUCUGGCCAAGUGGUACCAACACGGAUACUGCUGGGAGGGGCCCAACUUUGUGUUUAACCUGUAUCAGAUCCGCAACCUGAAAUCCGGGGAGCUGGAGCUGGGUCCUCCCUUCACUAUCAGUGGCCACCUCAGCCACACCGAAGGUGGCUAUAAGCACUUCUAUGACAGACCAGUCUGACGCAGGGGGAAUUCCCCCCUCUCCUCCCCCCCCGGUUCAGGGACGCGUGAGAGGAAGAAGCUCAUGUCUUGCUACUGUCCUUGUUUGGGGUUCGCCUCUCUCCUCAGCCCUCCAGCUCCCUAUGGCUAUAGGGGAAUGGCCCUGGUGCUCCUCACUGGGGGAUAUGAGAAGUCAAUCCUCUCUGGAUCAGCUUGAAGGAGGAGUUGGGUCUUCUGACAGUGUGAUGUUGCUAGAGCUAAAGAGAAGACAUCUGCCCCUAGAGAGAAUGGGUACCCCAUGGAAGAACUGAGGAUCUGCAGUGAUUCUUUUGGUGAAUUCAGCCCACCUUUGAGUCAAUAAACUCUAGCUUGACG